CACUCCCCGGUGUGCACCAUGCCGACAGCGACGGGAAGCGACGUGCCAGGGGACAUCACCACAAUGGCCAUGUCUUUCCUAGACGAGCUGGCCACCCCGUACAUGAAGAACGGCACGGUGGUAGAGAAUGUGCCGGACGACAUGAUGUACAUGAUUCAUCCGCAUUGGUACCGGUUCCCUCCUAUGAACCCUCUAUGGCACAGCCUCCUAGGCUUCGCCAUGGUCGUGCUGGGCGUCAUCUCAAUCAUGGGCAACAGCAUGGUUAUAUACAUCAUGACCACCACCAAAUCGCUACGCACACCUACCAACAUGCUCGUUGUCAACCUCGCCUUCUCAGACUGGUGCAUGAUGGCCUUUCAGAUGCCGACCAUGGCGGCCAACUGCUUCGCCGAAACGUGGAUCUUGGGGCCAUUCAUGUGCGAAUUGUACGGCAUGACGGGCUCGAUUUUCGGGUGCGGCUCCAUAUGGUCCAUGGUGAUGAUCACCUUGGACCGGUACAACGUGAUCGUGCGCGGCGUGGCAGCAGCACCACUCACACACAAGAAGGCGGCGUUGAUGAUCUUCUUCGUCUGGUUUUGGGCUUUCACCUGGACGUUGCUGCCGUUUUUCGGCUGGAGCAGAUACGUACCCGAGGGCAACAUGACGAGUUGCACCGUCGACUACCUCACCAAGACGCUGCUGUCGGCAUCGUACGUGGUAACGUACGCUGUGGCUGCCUAUUGGACCCCGCUCUUCAUCAACGUAUUCUGCUACUCAAAGAUCGUGCGCACCGUGGCGCAGCACGAGAAGCAGUUGCGCGUGCAGGCGAGGAAAAUGAACGUGGCCUCGUUGCGCGCCAACUCCGAGCAAAACAAGACCAGUGCCGAGGCCAGGCUCGCUAAGAUCGCCAUGAUGACCGUCGGCUUGUGGUUCAUGGCUUGGACGCCGUACCUGACCAUCGCCUGGAUGGGCAUCUUCAGCGAUGGCGCCAAGCUGACGCCGCUGUCAACCAUCUGGGGCUCGGUGUUCGCCAAGGCCAACGCCUGCUACAACCCCAUCGUGUACGGCAUCAGUCACCCCAAGUACCGAGCUGCACUCGGACGUCGCUUCCCGUCGCUGGUGUGCGUCCCGCCAGCGAGCGGAGGCGACGACACGCGCUCCGAAGCUUCCGGCAUCACCACCGUGCCGGAAGACCGAGUCAUGACUACCGAGACCUAGACGACACACGGCGCCAACAAAUUCUUCGCGUAGGAUUUCGAAUCGGAGCAAUGCUUUUAGCCUCACAGCACGCACGA
Rhipicephalus microplus (southern cattle tick) is the source of this 1274-nucleotide messenger RNA. Its product is annotated as ocellar opsin. Gene Ontology annotation, molecular function: G protein-coupled receptor activity. Gene Ontology annotation, cellular component: membrane. NCBI's taxonomy places the organism in Eukaryota, Metazoa, Arthropoda, Arachnida, Ixodida, Ixodidae. The record is from RefSeq and is a predicted model, not a curated record. Gene Ontology annotation, biological process: phototransduction; visual perception; G protein-coupled receptor signaling pathway.